AUGGGUCACAAGUCCAGGUCUCUUUACCGAACAAACGAUUGCUCCCCAUUACCUCUUCCCGCCUCCCCGUUUCCCCUUCCCGCCUCCCCAAUUCCCCUUCCCGACACCCCAUUUCCUCUUCCCGCUCCCCACUACCCCUUCGCGCCUCCUCGUUUCCCCUUCCCGCUCCCCAUUACCCCUUCCUGCCUCUGCAAUUCCCCUUCCCGCCACCCCAUUUCCUCUUCUCGCUCCCCAUUAUCCCUUCCCGCCUCCUCGUUUCCCCUUCCCGCUCCCCAUUACCCUUUCCCGCCUCCCCAAUUCCCCUUCCCGCUCCCCAUUACCCCUUCCCGCCUCCCCAAUUCCCCUUCCCGCUCCCCAUUACCCCUUCUCGCCUCCCCAAUUCCCCUUCCCGCUCCCCACUACCCCUUCCCUCCUCCCCGUGACCCCUUCCCGCUUCCCCAUUACCCCUUCCCACUCCCCAUUUCCCCUUCCCGCCUCCCCAAUUCCCCUUCCCGCCUCCCCGCUUCCCCUUCCCACUCCCGAUUAUCCCUUCUCGCCUCCCUUCUCAAACUGCCGAACACACAUCACAGUCGCCGCCCGAUCGCACAGCCUCGCUACCACCCCCUCAUCCCCCCCUUUCUCCCUCUCAUCUCCCCCCCUGCUCCCUGUCAUGUCCCCACCUUCUCUCUCUCAUGUCACCCCCUUCUCCCGCUCAUUCCCCCCCAUUCUCCCUCUCAUUUCUUCCCCUUCCCCCUCUUAUAUCUCCCCCUACUCCCUCUCAUUCCCCCCAUGAAGCCCCUCAUUCCCCCCCUUUCUCCCUCUCAUCCUCCCCCCUGCUCACUGUUAUGUCCCCCCUUCUCUCGCUCAUUUAAAUGCCACAUAACCUCCCUCUCAUUUCCCCGCAUUCCCCCCCCCUUCCCCCUCUCGUUUCCCCCCAUCUCCCUCUCCUUUCCCCACGUGCUCCUUCUCAUUCCCCCCCCCUUCUCCAUCUCGUUUCCCCCCCGCUCAUUUCCCCCCAUCUCCUUUCAUUUUCCCCCCUUCUCCCUCUCAUAUGCUUCUAACCCCUACCGUACCCUUGGAUGA
Molecule: messenger RNA, 1062 nt
Organism: Closterium sp. Naga37s-1
Lineage: Eukaryota; Viridiplantae; Streptophyta; Zygnematophyceae; Desmidiales; Closteriaceae
Source: the annotation of a GenBank genome assembly